Hibiscus syriacus is the source of this 5847-nucleotide messenger RNA. Its product is annotated as F-box/kelch-repeat protein At1g57790-like. Lineage: Eukaryota; Viridiplantae; Streptophyta; Magnoliopsida; Malvales; Malvaceae. Gene Ontology annotation, molecular function: protein binding. The coding region runs from base 4790 to 5734 and encodes 314 amino acids. The record is from RefSeq and is a predicted model, not a curated record. The transcript is spliced from 8 exons.
UUCACUUUUAAAUCCAUCCUCUCGACGAAACCAUAACCAUGGCCACCGAAACCUCUUCUCAAGAAAUCCAACGUUCGCCCGGUCGGUCGCUCACCAAAGACCAUCAUCCUCUCCGGCCACCUUCAAACCAAAUCCGACGAAAUGCCUAAACUAUUCUGAGUAAACUAAAACCUCUGUUUCUAUUCUAACAGACCCUAAACAACUCUAAAGCUUCUACCUUCUCCACUUUGAUGACUAAAACACGACACCGACAAGUCUAAGGUAAACACUCUCUUCGCUUUCUAUUUUCUCACAAACGACCGAGAUUCCAACAGCCCUAGAACUGAGAAUUCUGGCCAUUGAACGAUGGCCGAUCGACCUUCAGUCACCACCAAACGAAAAACCACAAUCCUAAGUGACCAGACCCUAACAUAACCUCUCUAAAACUCUCCAAACCGACGCCUCCUUCAAAACCCAGCAGAACCAAAACCGGCGAUGCCUUGGCCACCAAUCAUCGGUAGCCAUCCUCACUUCUGCCGACCCCAACUAAGACCGAGAUAGCCCCGAAAAAACCCGAAGCAGAUUGAGUAAGCCCCCCUUCUAUUCUAACUCCUCGACCAAAACCUAAGGUCACUCAAAACUCCCUACACGUUGGCCGAUUUCUGGCCAAAAAUCGACUCCACUCUCCCUUAUGCACAUCUAUGAUGGCCUAAGAACAGAACCUAGAGGUAAACCACUUUCCUUUCGUUUUUCGUUUUUAAGUUGAGUUCUCUGGUAUUUUUUAGUGGUUGUAGUUCGAUUCUAUAAAAACUCAUUUUUCCUUUUUUUCUUUUUCUAUUUGGUUGCCUUCUAUUCUUCCACCGACACUGCCAAGAGUCUUUACGGACGAAGACUCCGACGACAGGACUAGCGGGGCUGCUCGGCUGCAUUAAAUUAGAUUUUGGUGUCUGCAAUCUUGGCGCCUCUUUGCUUUGUGCUAUUUUCAGGCCUAAUAGCCUUGCGCAUUUCCUUGAAAAUCCUCAGAAAUUAUCUCAAUAGGAGAGAUGACUACGACUGGUACGAGAAAUUUUAAGGAAAAACGGAUUUCAAAGAGGCGGCAACUGAGUAGACAUGAGCCCAAUUGGUCGGAUCUCCCCCUCGACAUCCUUGAACGUAUAAUUGGACGUUUGCGUUGGGUAGAUCAAAGCCGGAUACCAGCAGUUUGCAAGGCUUGGUCAGUCCCAAACACUUGUAUUCCUGCUAUUGGUGAACUCCCCUGGGCAAUGAAAUUUUGUUGGCGUUAUGCCCCUUUGUAUCUAAUACAAGGUGAGUGCCGGCUGCUGGACCCCCUUUCCAGAGAGUACCUUGUCGAAGAAAGGAGCAGAGGACUAGAGUAUCUACUUUUCCGUAAGGCACGACCUGUGCUUCUUUAUAUGGGUGGGUUCUUUUCAAAGUGUACGGCUUUAUUGCAGAAAGAAAAGAGUCCCUCUUUUUGUACUCUCCGUUAACAACUGAGGUAAUUAGGCUUCCGUAUUUAGGGGGACCUCCCACAUUUCAGGGGGCGACGUUUGCCUUGAAUGCAACAUCCCCAAAAUGUACCAUCUUUCUUUUGUGGAGUGAAAAUGGAAAAUUUUGUAUUAUGUUCUGCCGGUGAUUGUUCAUGGAAGACUUUUGAGUUUGAUGGUUUUGAUCGGUUUAACCGUGACCGACCCCUAGAGCCGACCAACAUCCACGAUGGCCAAAACAGACCCAAAACCAGCCAGAAGAAUCUCCCUGACAGCCCCUCUACCUCCGACGAAACACGACAGUCAAGAUAAGUUCUUCAUCUUUCCUUUUUAUUAGCAUACAUUCGAAUGACAAAACCCAGCAUGCAUGCCCAGAAUGAAAAAUAGAACGGCAGUGGCUAAAUACCUUUGAGUUUGGAAUUUUUCGGUUCCUUUUUUGAUUCCAGAAGAAUUGUUGUUUUACAUUGUUUUUGUUUGGGUUUUAUACCCGUUUUACAGUAGAUAUUAGCCUUAAAAAAAUUAAAAUCCUGACAUGGCUUUGUCUUUUGGUGAUGGAGUGGCUGCUGUAGCGGCUUGGUGGCGUGCGUGACAGCAGCUGGGGCUUGACAGCAGCUGAGCAGGCAGGGCAUGGUGAGCUUCAACCGGGAUGGUGUGCAGCAGGAUAAUACCAGCGGCAGAAAGCUCUUCGACAACGAAGAGAGCUCUAAAUAACUCGAAAGUACCAGAGUUAAGGGAGGUUCAGGAAUACGAGGAUGGAAUGAAGACUUGGUUUCUUUGUAUUUUGUUAUUCCAAUUGAGAAAGGUCAAUUGCCUUGACGAUUGAUCUGCUUGCAGUUUCAUUCUCCUCAACUCUGUUUGCUACUUGUGUUGAAACGAGAUCUUCGGUCUUCGUACUUUCUUUUCGGCUAUUCAUAUCGGCUUCCUUCCUUAGAUACUCAAGGUUCAUCAAUGCUGCUUGCUCUGCAGCCCUUGCUGUGUAGAUCAUAACAGCAGAUUCAUCACUAACUUCAUUACUCUCCAUUUCAUGCUUAAGCUUUGUUUUUCAAUCAUGGAUUAUGAUUAUGAAAAUGAUUUGAAUAACCUUGUGUUAUUUAUCCAGUGCACAUCUCUCUGCUGCAGCAGUGGGGAACAAGUCUAUUAGCAAAUAACAUAUUUUACGCCAGCACAUCUCCAAGUAGGUCGCGACUCUACCGUAAAUGUGUUGAGGCAGCACAGUACAACAUGACUUUUGGUUAGAUCAAUUGUGUUUUCUGCCGAAAGUAAUUAUUGCUGGAACAUCAUAUGUUUUGAUGAAUGGACUAGCGGGGCUGCUCGGCUGCAUUAAAUUAGAUUUUGGUGUCUGCAAUCUUGGCGCCUCUUUGCUUUGUGCUAUUUUCAGGCCUAAUAGCCUUGCGCAUUUCCUUGAAAAUCCUCAGAAAUUAUCUCAAUAGGAGAGAUGACUACGACUGGUACGAGAAAUUUUAAGGAAAAACGGAUUUCAAAGAGGCGGCAACUGAGUAGACAUGAGCCCAAUUGGUCGGAUCUCCCCCUCGACAUCCUUGAACGUAUAAUUGGACGUUUGCGUUGGGUAGAUCAAAGCCGGAUACCAGCAGUUUGCAAGGCUUGGUCAGUCCCAAACACUUGUAUUCCUGCUAUUGGUGAACUCCCCUGGGCAAUGAAAUUUUGUUGGCGUUAUGCCCCUUUGUAUCUAAUACAAGGUGAGUGCCGGCUGCUGGACCCCCUUUCCAGAGAGUACCUUGUCGAAGAAAGGAGCAGAGGACUAGAGUAUCUACUUUUCCGUAAGGCACGACCUGUGCUUCUUUAUAUGGGUGGGUUCUUUUCAAAGUGUACGGCUUUAUUGCAGAAAGAAAAGAGUCCCUCUUUUUGUACUCUCCGUUAACAACUGAGGUAAUUAGGCUUCCGUAUUUAGGGGGACCUCCCACAUUUCAGGGGGCGACGUUUGCCUUGAAUGCAACAUCCCCAAAAUGUACCAUCUUUCUUUUGUGGAGUGAAAAUGGAAAAUUUUGUAUUAUGUUCUGCCGGUGAUUGUUCAUGGAAGACUUUUGAGUUUGAUGGUUUUGAUCGGUUUAACCGUGACCGACCCCUAGAGCCGACCAACAUCCACGAUGGCCAAAACAGACCCAAAACCAGCCAGAAGAAUCUCCCUGACAGCCCCUCUACCUCCGACGAAACACGACAGUCAAGAUAAGUUCUUCAUCUUUCCUUUUUAUUAGCAUACAUUCGAAUGACAAAACCCAGCAUGCAUGCCCAGAAUGAAAAAUAGAACGGCAGUGGCUAAAUACCUUUGAGUUUGGAAUUUUUCGGUUCCUUUUUUUAUUCCAGAAGAAUUGUCGUUUUACAUUGUUUUUGUUUGGGUUUUAUAUCCGUUUUACAGUAGAUAUUAGCCUUAAAAAAUUAAAAUCCUGACGUGGCUUUGUCUUUUGGUGAUGGAGUGGCUGCUGUAGCGGCUUGGUGGCGUGCGUGGCAGCAGCUGGGGCUUGACAGCAGCUGAGCAGGCAGGGCAUGGUGAGCUUCAACCGGGAUGGUGUGCAGCAGGGUGUUUCAUGGGUAGGGCGAUUUCAAUACUCAAUGAGCCUUAAUCGGCGGUUCGCUUCGGUGCCGGUCCACCAUUCAUACCUCUAAUCCAAAGCUCCCAACACAAAGUUUAGCUUUCCAGAAGCAGCCCCUUUUACAGCCAUCUUGAAAUUCAGAGUACCUCCCCAAAAUCAUCAAUGGCCUAGCGGGGCUGCUCGGCUGCAUUAAAUUGGAUUUUGGUGUCUGCAAUCUUGGCGCCUCUUUGCUUUGUGCUAUUUUCUCUCUUCAAAAAGAGGGGCAAAACAAUUUCAGUUGUAUAAGUUUGGAUGGGUGAUGUCUGCACAAGUCAUCCAACACGUUUAAACUGUAUCUCAAGUCUGGUUUGUUGUCUAGUUAAAGUCAAACGCAUAAAAAACCAUAGCCCAUUGAAACCCAAAGAAUCAUCCAACAAAUUAGGACAGUUGUCAAGAGAAGAACCCCUUGCAAUCAGUCCGGCUCCAGCCGCCGUUCCUGCCUUUCACUGAUUAGCCUCAUCUUCCUAUUAGUCUUGCUCAUUUCCUUGAAAAUCCUCAGAAAUUAUCUCAAUAGGAGAGAUGACUACGACUGGUACGAGAAAUUUUAAGGAAAAACGGAUUUCAAAGAGGCGGUGACUGAGUAGACAUGGGCCCAAUUGGUCGGAUCUCCCCCUCGACAUCCUUGAACGUAUAAUUGGACGUUUGCGUUGGUUAGAUCGAAGCCGGAUACGAGCAGUUUGCAAGGCUUGGUCAGUCCCAAACACUUGUAGUCCUGCUAUUGGUGAACUCCCCUGGGCAAUGAAAUUUUGUUGGCGUUAUGCCUCUUUGUAUCUAAUACAAGGUGAGUGCCGGCUGCUGGACCCUCUUUCAAGAGAGUACCUUGUCGAAGAAAGGAGCAGAGGACUAGAGUAUCUACUUUUCCUUGAUGCACGACCUUGUGCUUCUUUAUAUGGGUGGGUUCUUUUCAAAGUGUACGGCUUUAUUGAAGAAAAAAAAGAGUCCCUCUUUUUGUACUCUCCGUUAACAACUGAGGUAAUUAGGCUUCCCUAUUUAGGGGGACCUCCCACAUUUCAGGUGGCGACGUUUGCCUUGAAUGCAACAUCCCCAAAAUGUACCAUCUUUCUUUUGUGGAGUGAAAAUGGAAAAAUUUGUAUUAAGUUAUGUUCUGCCGGUGAUUGUUCAUGGAAGACUUUUGAGUUUGAUGGUUUUGAUCGGUUUAAUCGUGCUAAUGAUGCUGCCUACACCAACGGAGUUUUCUAUUGUGUUUUUAGAGAAGGUCAAUUGGGUGCCUUCAAUGUUGAACUUAAAGGGUGGACUAUUCUGGUUGAUCAUUGUCCACUCGUUGAUCAUUGUCCACUCUCACGAAGUAGUGUGCAUUAUGCUAAACUCAUUGUGUCUGGUGCAGAUCUGCAACUGUUGUCUGAUAGCUCAUCUUUGGAACUCCUUAAGCUUGAUUUUGCAAAGAUGGAUUGGGUUUAUGAAAAUGAUUUGAAUAACCGGGUGUUGUUUAUCGGGUGCACUUCUUUCUCUGUUCCAGCAGUGGGGGAAGCAAAUGUAUUAGCGAAUACCAUAUUCGCUUCUGGUACUUUGAUGCACCCCAAAGUUAGAUUUUAUGGCAGCACAUCUCCAAGGCAGUCGAGACUCUACCGUAAGUGUGUUGAGGCAGCAAAGUGCGACAGGAUUUGGAUUGAACUUCCGUUGGGUGGUAUUUGGAGAGCCGAUGAUUUGAUUCAUGCUGUCUAGUUGAAUGCUGCAAUGCAAACCAACCAUCAACAGCAUUUUUAUUUAUGUUUAGAUCAAUUAAUUAUUCCUGGAACAUCAUAUGUUUUCAUGAAUGGAGUGUCAAUUUUAGCAAG